AUGCUCGCCCGCCCGACGCCGCUCGCCCGCAAGCCCGCCGCCGCUCACCCGCACGCCGCCGCCACCGCACGCCCGCCCGCACGCUACCCAGACGCCGACGCCGCACGCCCGCGCGCCGCCCGCCGCCGCUCGCCCGCACGACGCCGGCGUACGCCUGCAUGCUCGCCCACGCCACGACGCUCGGCCACACGCCACCGCCGCCACCCUUACCUGCACACUGGCCCCGCCACGCCUGCGCCUGCCGGUCACCGAAGCCACGCCGCUGAGCCCAGACGCCCGCGGGCUUGCCACCCCGGCGCCGGCACUCGGCCCGCCAAUGGCCUCGACGGCGCUCGCGAGCCCACGUCGACGCCCUCGCCCUCUCGCGAAAGGGUGGCUGGCCGGCGGGGCUGCUACGCCACCUCCCUCACCGGUGCUCGAGCUAGGCCCGCCACGCUCGCGCCUGGGCUCAGCCUCGCCGGCGCUCACCACCCGGACGCCGACGCCCUCGCCGCCGGUUGCUGGUCGCCGCGCCCAGGCUGGCUACGCCCAGGCUCGGCGCUCGCCGCGGUCACACUAGCCGCGGCCACGCACGUCGCGCCCCUGGUGGCCGCUCGCCGCGGCCACAAUCGCUGCUCGCUGCGGCAACGAUCGCUACUCGCCGCCGCCACACUCGCCGCGCCCACGUUCGCCGCGCCGACGCUCCCCGCUCCCCGCGCCCAUGCUUGA
Molecule: messenger RNA, 708 nt
Organism: Panicum virgatum (switchgrass)
Lineage: Eukaryota; Viridiplantae; Streptophyta; Magnoliopsida; Poales; Poaceae
Product: mucin-1-like
Exons: 1
Coding region: 1-708 (235 amino acids)
Source: RefSeq, a predicted model, not a curated record